Saccostrea cuccullata (small rock oyster) is the source of this 452-nucleotide messenger RNA. RefSeq lists its product as uncharacterized. The transcript is spliced from 4 exons. The coding region runs from base 6 to 452 and encodes 148 amino acids. NCBI's taxonomy places the organism in Eukaryota, Metazoa, Mollusca, Bivalvia, Ostreida, Ostreidae. The record is from RefSeq and is a predicted model, not a curated record.
UAGGCAUGAAGGAAAUGGAAAAAGAAGUAAAAGCGUUUAUUGGAUCUAUUAAAGUCUUUUGUAAGCCUCUAUCAUCGACCGAAUACAAAAAUCUCGAACGGAAAUUGAGAAGUGCUGCAGAGCAGUUUGAUGAAAAUGAAGAAUCGUCGAAAUCUGAAAUAUUCAAAGCAUUAACAUCUUACGAGGAUUACCUAAGAAAGAAUAACGAAGAUCAAUUUCAGAAGGCCUCGGCAACCGUUCCUUAUAAAACAUCUCGUAAAAAUAUUACAGUGGCAUCAUCGCCCAGCCCAGAAAAUGCCAUGAAAGAAAGAGAGGGGAGUAGCAGCAGCAAACAUAGCAACUCUGAACAGGGAACAAAGAAAGAUCAAAGAGCAUCUUCAGCGACAAAAAGGAAUGCAACCAACAGAGUUACUAAGGUAGAUCAGAAAGACAGGAAAACUCCAACACCGUAA